CGUCAGCUGUCAAGCCGUACACACGCACACUACAGUACUGUCUCUAUGCAAGAUUUGUUUGGACAACGAAUGAAUCAGAAAUUCCAGAGAGACCCGGAACACUUAAAGUAUGGUGACCGCAGUGUUACUCCUAUCAAGCUGGACUAAAGCGACUCGGCGACAGGAAAGUGGUUUGCCGCGGGUUUGUGUUAGUUAAAGGAGGAGAAGGAGAGAACAAAAAAAAAAAAAAAAAAAAAGAAAGAAAGGGAGAACACAUUUUCCGGUUGCAGACUUUCUAAUAAGCUAGCAACGGAGUUCUCCAACCGGCUUCAUUAGCUUAGCUAGCUAGCAAGCGAACAAGCUGGCGUAAAGACAGCUGCGGUGCACUCGAGGAAAUGUCUGCCUGGAGGUGUUUUACAGUUUUAAUAUGUAUUUUUUAUUGAGCACUCAUUAGCAUGAAAUCGUGUGUUAGCUGUCGCGAAGUAGCGAGCGCUUUGUUCAGGUGAAGUGACGGUACCGGUACCGGGAGGGUGGUGAGGUUGGGAUUGCUCAGGUAAGUUAUGAGCAGUUUCAACAUUACAACCAAGACCUCCACAUUGAGCUCUUCUUUGAGCACCGACGGCAAAGGGUCACCGCUCAGCGUCGACGCCGCCAACAACAACAAGGAGUGGGAGCUGGGAAGCGAUGUGUUUCCGUGCUGUCACGAGAUGAGUCCCAUGGACGAUACGAUGCAGGCAGGGAUGUCCUCCGUCCAGUCGGGGCUGGACGGACACCUGCCGCUUCUGCACGCCAGACACCGGGACGGGUAUUUGUUGGACCUGAACUCCCCGGCAGCCUACCUCGACAGCAGCUCCCUGGAGUACAGCGACAACGACGGGAACAACGCAGGUCCGUUGUUCGACAGGAGGAAGAGGUCGCGGUCCAACAGCUCCAGGCACCGCUACAACGAGGUGGUCACGGAGCUCGGUCCGGAGGAGGUGCGGUGGUUCUACAAGGAGGACAAGAAAACGUGGAAGCCCUUUGUCGGCCACGACUCGCUUAAUAUUGAGCUAACGUAUCGGAAAUACUGUGAACUGAACCCUGGUGCAGCAGGCUCCCAGGUACGCGGUGGGGAGGAAGAGUCCGGUAAUAACAGUGUGGAGAGCAGAGGGCUGAACGGUGCAGUGCCGGUGGAGACCAGGACCAGCAGUGUGCAUGGAGACCGGGGCUCCCUGGACACAUCCACCGUGUCCUCGGAUGAGAGGGACCCUGACAGCAUUGAAGUCAACGUAGAGCAUGUGUGUGUCCGGGGAGGGCUCUAUGAGGUGGAUAUUAAAGAGAAGGAAUGCAAUCCAGUUUACUGGAAGCAACAAGACCAUAUUCCAGUCAUGAGAGGCCAGUGGUUUAUUGACGGUACCUGGCUCCCGUUAGAGGAAGAGGAGAGUGACCUCAUCGAGCAGGAGCACCUGAACCAUUUCCGGGGGCAACAAAUGCAGGACACCUUCGAGACGGAUUUGGUGGUCAGGACCGUCGAUAGCAAAGAUGUUCUCUCCCACCUGCCCCCUUUCUACCUCCCUUUUCUGUUCAAAUGGAGUGGAUAUCAGACGAGUGCUAAAACUACAUGUCACAAGCGCAAACGCUGCCAAGCCAUCCACAGUCUGAAGCUGAGUCGGACCCAUGUGGAUUGGCACAGCGUGGAUGAGGUAUACCUCUACAGCGAUGCCACCACUUCCAAAAUUGCACGCACCGUCACCCAGAAACUGGGCUUCUCCAAAGCCUCCAGCAGUGGAACGCGGCUCCAUCGGGGUUAUGUUGAGGAGGCCUCACCUGAGGACAGACCCCCUCAGACUACACACAUUGUCUUUGUGGUCCAUGGGAUUGGACAGAAGAUGGACCAGGGACGCAUUAUUAAAAACACUGGAAUGCUGAGGGAGGGUGUGAGGAAGAUGGAAGAGAAGCACUUUUCAGAGCACAAUGAUGAGCAUGUGGAGUUCCUGCCUGUCGAGUGGCGCUCCAAACUUACACUGGAUGGAGAUACGGUAGACUCAAUAACACCGGACAAAGUGAGAGGACUGAGAGAUCUACUCAACAGCAGUGCCAUGGACAUCAUGUACUACAACAGCCCCCUUUACAGGGAUGAGAUUACCAAGGGCCUAACACAGGAGCUAAACAGACUGUACACACUGUUCUGCUCGCGCAACCCCGAGUUUGAGGAGAGGGGAGGCAAAGUGUCCAUUGUGUCUCACUCCCUCGGCUGUGUCAUCACCUAUGACAUCAUGACAGGAUGGGAUCCUGUGCGCUUCUGUCUGCAGGAGCAUCACGCUGUGGAGGAGGAGCUGGACCUGCGCUGGAUGUCCUACGAAGAGAGGCACCUUUUAGAGCAGCUACGGACCACAAGGACGAGGUUACGAGAGCUGGAAAAUCAACUCCUCACACUGGAAGAAUCUAAACCCUCAGCACCCCCAGCCCUCAAAUUUAAGGUGGAAAACUUCUUCUGCAUGGGUUCUCCUCUGGCGGUCUUUUUGGCCCUGAGGGGGAUCCGUCCUGGUACCAGCUGCCACCAGGACCACAUCCUGCCCACCGCCAUCUGCAGCAGGCUCUUCAAUGUCUUCCACCCCACAGACCCUGUGGCCUACAGACUGGAGCCCCUCGUCCUCAAACAUUACAGCAAUAUUGCACCUGUUCAGAUACACUGGUGUAGCGCCACUAACCCCACAUCCUACGAAGAGGUUCGGCCUACCUUCCUGAACCCAGUCAAAGACCCAACAUCUGACACUGAGAGCAUCCCCAGCCCGAGCACUUCUCCCGUCCUUGCACGCAGGAACUAUGGAGAGUCCAUCACCAAUCUGGGCAAAGCCAGUAUACUGGGAGCGGCGAGCAUAGGGAAGGGCAUUGGAGGCAUAUUCUUCUCACGUUUCUCCCGCUCCAACAGCCAGCCCUCGGUGUCUUUAGGGCUUGAGGGAGGGACAAACACUGAGGAAGAGGAGCAGAAGCGGACAGAAAGCCAGUCAGCAUACGGACUCUCCACCAUGAUACGACCCACCUCGCCCACUACUGACACAUCAUUGGAGUUGGAGCGGCGCAUCGACUUUGAGCUCCGAGAGGGUCUGGUGGAGAGUCGCUACUGGUCAGCGGUGACCUCACAUACAGGUUACUGGUGCUCACAUGACAUAGCACUCUUCCUGUUGACCUUCAUAUACAAGCAGAGGACAACCUCCUCUGACCCGGCAGAAGAUACUCCGGAGCCAGACUGAGGCAGCACAUUUGUUACAACACAAACACACUUGAAAUGGUGUCUUACAACCUUGAAGGGUUGUGUCAUCUUCUUGACAAGACACAAAAAUAAACAAUAAACAUUCAUUUAUAGUUCAUGCACACAAACUGCUCACAUACACUAACCCUAAUCAUCUCCUGUAGCUCCCUGUGAUCCAGCUCUUUUAACAAUUGGGAGUCAUUACUGACAAACUGACUUAAUUCCAAGAUGUGCAUUUUUGUCUCUUUUUGUGUAGUUUGUACACAGUUGUGCACCCUAAGGGUGACAGUGUUGGACUAUGAACCCCUAAGGAGGUGCACCGUUUGCCAGUAUGACCACAACCUACAUAUAAACAUGGAAUAUGAGAUUAAUGAGUUUGAUGUCUAGGAGUCUGUUACACCCAGAAGAAGAGAGUUCUAACUUCAUCCACAGGUCUUCAACCUUAAACAGAUGCAGCCAGUUGAUAAAGUGUCCAUACUUUACCUGUUAAUCAAUGCUUAAAUCCAGCCUCUCUCCCACAGACUCACUCUGAAGCCUUUUGACAUUGUGCUUGAUCCUCGGUCACCGUGGCUUGAAGCUCUGUGUCUGUGCUUUUUAACUUCUUUUUCUUUUUUACAUGGAGGAGAGAGAAAUAUAAUUGUCAACAAAUAGCAGUUUUAUCUUUGAAUUAAACCUUUAGCUACUACAUCUUAAAAAAAACUUAAUGCUAACAAGCAAAAGCAAUGCCUUUCAAAAUUAGCCAAAUAAUAUUCCUCAUACAGAAUAUUUCUGUUCGGUUUUUCUUGAAAACCUAGGGCAUUAUCCCUUUAAUAAUGUUUUGAAAGUACAAAGAAAGACAUAGCAAACAUGCUAUUUUCAGUUUGUUUUUCUUCCGCUGUUAUUUAUUUAUUUUUUAACAUUGUUUUACUCUUGAAAUAGAUGGAUAGAUGUACCAAAUAAAACAUGAGAAAAGCUUCACUUUUAUAUGCUACACAGUCAACUAAAACAGAAUUUCCUUUUGUGUUUAGUUUUUUGCAAAAACUGUUAUUGUUAAAGUACCAGAGACAAAAUGUCUCUUACUAAUACAACUUCUACAGCUGAACAUCAACACAUUUACAUAAAGAGGUUUACAACCACAAGAAGCUUGCAUCAUGACAUGCAUAUCUUUGCUCUUAAGCAAGGGCCGGACAUGUACAGUUAUUUUCUUACACCCAGUUUAUGUCUAAAAAUCUCUUGAUGAUGUCAUUUAUAAGACAAGAGGUCAUUCAAACUAAUUUCCAUGCUUCUAUAUUAAAGAUAUGUUAUGGAGAGAAUUUUCUGUGUUAUAUCUUUAUAUUGAUAUCCAAAUUAAAUCAGUGGUACUAGAUGUAUUUUUUCUUAAAUAAAAAAAAAAAGAAAUAUUUUUCCUAGCAAUUUUCAGGCUCUGGAUAGAAAACCUGGUUCCCAUGAUGGGGAAAAUGGGAUUGAAUUUGCGGCCAAAUAACAUUUAUGUGUCUAGUUUAUCAGCUGCUCGGCAUUAGUAAUGACCUAGGGUUAAAGUAGCUUAUUUUUUAUUUAGAGACUUUUGUGAUACAUUGCACGCAAAAGUAAAUUGUAUCUCUUUUGCCUUUCUUUGUGACCAAUUCACACUAUCCCCUUUUUGAGCAAUGGAUACAUCAGCUUGUCUUUUUAUUUAUGUGGAAAAAAGGGUUUCUUUAGUCUUAAAAAUUUUCCAGCAACUAAACAUGUAUCGUUGCCUAACUGACACUACUUGCAAAUCUACUCCCAAAAAGAAAAAAAAUGUCAACAACUGAAGGCAGCAAAUCAUAAUUUUGGUCCUUUUUUGUUGUUGUUUUUUUGCUGCUUAUCAUGACUCUUGCCUUGGUUUGUCAGAGCAGUUCUAAGAAAAGCUACCCCAGUAAUGAUGGAUCCUAUGCCUGUCAAAUCAGAGCCUAAAAAAAACACCCAGUAACAAUUAUGGAGAAGUUAGAAAACAUACUCCCUUUGCAUGGUGUCAUACUGAUAGUUAUUGGGUGUUGGAACAAGAAGACAUUGCAGAGUGCCAACACACAUCUAAGAAACUGCUUUGUGUUCUUUAUUGAGUAGAAAGCCACUCAUGAUUGUUUAUGGAUUUCUAAUAAAAUCAUUUGCAAUGGAUGAAGAAAUGGAAUUACCCUCAAAUUUAUGUUUAUGGGGUUAGUUACAUGUGACAGACUUGAUUAUUGUCAGUGUCAAAUUGUCUUUGUGUUCUAUUUGUAACUUCAUAGUUAUCAAGGAGAAUAUUUUAAUUUGCUGUGGCGCAAGCUGCUGCUUUCAGAGUUCCACACAAUCAAGGGCUGUUGUUGACUGGUCCACCACUGAAUGGAAUCCAUUUACUGUUUUUUUUUAUGUCUGUGUUAUACAUGCAAAGGCCUACUGACUGGAACCAGGCUGCCUGUCGGAUGACUACCUGGAAGUAGUAUGGAAGCAGGGACAAAUAUGGGAGAGUGAUGUGAAAGUGUUUCUAUGUCUGAUCUGGUGGAUCUUGCCCAUUUUUCCAGCUAUGAAUUGCACAGAAAUGAUGUAGAAAGCAGCCCACUGUUGAUUAUAUAUAUUAAUUUUGCUGAGCAUGUUGUACAUUGCAGCAAUAGAUACAGAAAGCAGUUUUAACAUGCUACUUGGAUGGCAGGCAUGCAAUUUAUCUUGGAGACCUUAGACGUGUAAUGCAAAAUACAAGGAUGUUGUCCAUUGUUGCUGUCACUGUGUGUGGGUGUAGACACAGCAAACAUGUAGAAGUGUGGACAGACCAUCACAGCAAAAACAACAAUGUUCCUGCCAGUGUUUGUGAUUUGGCCGUGUUUCCAAAAUGUAUGUGAAAUUUUGAUAUUUUCCAUUCUAGCAACUCUUGAUUCAAGCACAGAUUUUCAACUGUAGCCACUCUGCUUGCUAAAAAAAAGAAAACUUUGUCAAGAUAUAUUGUACUUUUGAGUAUAUGACCAUUUAAUGCACAGCAUUUUGAAUGAUGACAGUAUAUUUUUCUUGUUAAAGGCACCAUAAGCAUCAGGGAAAUGUCUGCUGUUACAUGUUUUGUAGAUUCAACACUGUCGUUGACUCCAGUUUGAAGCCAUUAUUAAGUAAAAGAGUUAAAAAGCUGUCACAGAUCUGUUGUCAGUCUUUAACAUAUUCCGAGGUUAAUAAGAAAGGGCCUGCAGCCAUAUGUAAUCAGUCACUGGGUGAGAAAGAGAAAUAAGAGUUGAAAUUUAUCAUGGGUGUAUUGAAUGAAAUGUGUUCAAUUUGUGUCUGGCACCACUGUCGCUCUAACUUUGAAUGGAAGUGCGGAAAAGUGUUUUUGUCUGUCCUUAGAGCUGUGCAAUAACCCAUGCCUGUAAUGGAUUCUAACUGCCAUCCAAAGCACUGUAUUUAUUUGAUUUUAUUAAAGCAUUUCUUUUUGGAUACAA
This is a messenger RNA of Dicentrarchus labrax (European seabass), 6606 nucleotides long. RefSeq names its product DDHD domain containing 1a (gene ddhd1a). The transcript is spliced from 14 exons. Gene Ontology annotation, molecular function: glycerophospholipase activity; metal ion binding. NCBI's taxonomy places the organism in Eukaryota, Metazoa, Chordata, Actinopteri, Moronidae. The record is from RefSeq and is a predicted model, not a curated record. Gene Ontology annotation, cellular component: cytoplasm. The coding region runs from base 540 to 3212 and encodes 890 amino acids.